Messenger RNA from Cavia porcellus (domestic guinea pig), 4787 nucleotides. RefSeq names its product polypeptide N-acetylgalactosaminyltransferase like 6 (gene Galntl6). The transcript is spliced from 11 exons. Gene Ontology annotation, cellular component: Golgi apparatus. The record is from RefSeq and is a predicted model, not a curated record. NCBI's taxonomy places the organism in Eukaryota, Metazoa, Chordata, Mammalia, Rodentia, Caviidae. Gene Ontology annotation, molecular function: polypeptide N-acetylgalactosaminyltransferase activity. The coding region runs from base 350 to 1855 and encodes 501 amino acids. Gene Ontology annotation, biological process: protein O-linked glycosylation.
CCGCCAGGUUCCGGGUCUCCGAGCCUCUGCCUGACCGGAGCGUCUGGGCAGCGCCAGAGGCUCCCGGAGUUUGCAGACCUCUAGCCAAACAGGAGUUCUUCCCUGGAUAGCGUGGCUCUGGAUUCCCGUGGAGUCGGCUGGCAAGCUGGCUCCGGAGGGAGUUGAACUUGAGUUCAGAUGGCCAACUCCCUCUGAAUCCUGCAGAUUGGUGCUGAGCACGCAACAAAAGUUUGUAGCUUCCCCUCAGUUUCUGGUGCUUCGCAGGGGAGAGGAAAGGACUUUGGCAUUAAACCCAAGAAGCAGUCAGGGAGCCAUCUCCUUUAACUUUUCUCCUCUGUUACCAUUUGCCAUGAAGAGGAAACAGAAGAGAUUUCUGCAGAUGACUUUAUUAUUCAUGGUGGCUUUAAUUUUCCUGCCCAAUAUUGGUCUCUGGUCUCUAUACAAGGAUAAACACCUAGUAAAGUCUGCAGAGCCUGGGGAACAGCAGACAUUCCCACUGGGCCUGGGAGAUGGGCAAUUCUAUUCAUGGACAGAUGGUUUGAGAAGAAAGGACUGGCAUGACUAUGAGAGCAUUCAGAGAGAGGCAAUGCGCUCAGGGAAAGGUGAACAUGGGAAACCUUAUCCCCUUACUGAAGAGGACAGUGAUGACUCGGCUUACAGGGAAAAUGGUUUCAACAUUUUCGUCAGCAAUAAUAUUGCCCUAGAGAGGUCCCUGCCAGACAUCCGCCACACUAACUGUAAGCACAAGAUGUACCUGGAAACGCUGCCAAACACCAGCAUCAUUAUCCCAUUUCAUAAUGAAGGUUGGACUUCACUCCUGAGAACCAUACACAGCAUAAUUAACCGAACCCCAGAGAGUCUGAUAGCAGAAAUCAUUCUAGUAGAUGACUUCAGUGAUAGAGAACACUUGAAAGAGAAACUAGAAGAAUACGUGGCUCGCUUUUCCAAAGUGAGAAUUCUUCGUACCAGGAAGAGGGAAGGACUCAUCCGGACCCGACUCCUGGGGGCGUCUAUGGCCAGAGGAGAGGUGCUGACAUUCCUGGACUCCCACUGUGAGGUCAAUGUGAAUUGGCUGCCCCCACUCCUUAACCAAAUUGCACUAAACCACAAAACCAUCGUGUGUCCCAUGAUCGAUGUCAUUGACCACAAUCACUUUGGGUAUGAGGCACAAGCUGGGGAUGCCAUGCGAGGAGCCUUCGACUGGGAAAUGUACUACAAAAGAAUACCCAUCCCUCCAGAACUCCAGAGGGCAGAUCCCAGCGACCCUUUUGAGUCUCCUGUUAUGGCUGGAGGUCUCUUUGCUGUCGACCGAAAAUGGUUUUGGGAAUUAGGUGGAUACGAUCCAGGUUUAGAAAUCUGGGGAGGAGAACAGUAUGAAAUCUCUUUUAAGGUUUGGAUGUGUGGAGGAGAAAUGUUUGAUGUUCCAUGCUCUAGAGUUGGUCACAUUUAUAGGAAGUACGUCCCUUAUAAAGUUCCUUCUGGGACCAGCCUGGCAAGAAACCUGAAGCGGGUGGCUGAGACGUGGAUGGAUGAAUUCGCAGAGUACAUUUACCAGCGGCGGCCCGAGUACCGGCACCUCUCCACCGGGGACAUCUCAGCCCAGAAGGAGCUUCGCAAGCAGCUCAAGUGCAAGGACUUCAAAUGGUUCAUGGCUGCGGUGGCCUGGGAUGUGCCUAAGUACUACCCUCCGGUGGAGCCCCCACCUGCUGCCUGGGGGGAGGGAAGGAGCUUCUGUACCUCCCACUCAUUCACCAGCCAAAGUGCACCUCUGUGGAAGGCUUCUCCAGGAGAACAGUGCUCAAGUGCAGGAAUUGACCCUGAUGGACUACCAUGUGGUCCAAAUACUUUGCUCUGACAUUCAAAGAGGAAGGAGGAAUAACCCCAGAGGUAAAAAGCUGUUGGUUCAACAAUUUCCAAACCCCGUACCAGCUUCUAUAUAAAAGGCAGAAGACAUGAAAGCUACAUUGGACAGUAAUGUAUUCUGCAGAAGUCAGUCCACCUUCUGGUGUGCAGGAGUACUGGUGGAUGUGAGGAGACCCUGGGGGUCCACAGGCUAGAGAGGAUUCUGAGCUUCAUAAGAAGUCAGGCAUCCCUUAGCAUUAUACACAGCAAUGUGCCUUUCCAGGAUACCGUGCUGGAUAGAGCGAGAGCUGGUUUAAAGUAGAAGCCAUUCUUAAACCACUCACAUACGGAAUGUCUCUUUGGUGUCAAGAUGCCAAAUGAAAGAAACUGAGUUUCCUAUUAUUUUUCUCCUUCUUAUCCUUUUGCCUCUUUAGAAUUCAUGAAUUUGCUAAAGUCAUUUUUAGUUGCCUUUUAUGGUACAGAAAGAAGGGUUCUGCAGAAUUCUAAAUAUCAUGUGUAUGCGGGAAUAAAAGAUAUAAAAUAGACAAAGGUGUCUUCCCCAAGCAGCACCGUGAGUUCUUUUACAAAGUGUCUGCUUACUGGCCUCAAUGUGCCAGUUCCGGCACAUCCACUUGUCAGCUCGCAAUUGUGCAACACUUUUAAAAAAUCUUUAGUUUCAAAUUUCAUCUCAGUACCUAACUGCUUCGUCUGCUUGUUUAAAUUCUUUCCCCAAGAUGAGUGUCAUCCUGGAUUGUGAAAUGUUCACAAAGACAAUUGCCCUGAAUAAUUCCUGUCCUCCUCUGUUUCAGGCUGCCGCUCUUGACUUCUUUAAACCCGUUCGCUGCCUCUUUCUUCUACUGUUCUCACAGUGCACAAGCUUUUCAACUUUCUCAGAUCAGCUUACAUGAAAGUUCAGCACUAGGAACAUUAUCUAUUAGACCAUCUUGCAACGUGAAGUUGCCUCUUUCAAACAUCCUGUGAUGUGCGAUGCAGAGGUAAAAGCCUGCUCUUUCUGCACCAUGAAUGAGGCUUCUUGCCUUCUCUCGGGACAGCCAAGGCCAGUUUCCAGGAGUUUCCUUCUAACUGGAAAAAGCUACAAUCGAUAGCAUCUUGCUAUUCCCUUGGCAACUAUGCAAAGAGCCAUCUCUGCCAUUCAAGUGCUGUAUAUCAGCAGACCAGACCUUUGAAUUAAGCAGUCAUUCAGACACGAUGCAUCAUUCUCGCUGUGUUAGACUUGACUUGAUCUGUCAUUUAUUUUCACAGAUAGAGGCAAUGCUGGUACACUAUGCUAAUUCCUCUCUCUGAAACUCAGAAUGGGAGUUAAGAAAAUUGUGACAACACACAAAGAACUGCAUUAUCCUUUCAAGGUUUGCCAUAUGUUUUCUGAAUUCUCAAUAGUUGAGGCAGGAUUACAAAGAUAAAUUUAAAAUGCAUUGCAAUAAACGUGAUUUUAGUUCCAUAUCCCACAUGAGCAAACUGAAUAUCUUAGUGCCCCAACCAUGGAAAUUUGAUUCAAGUCAGAGUGGAAUCAGAGGUAUUUCAGAGCUAGCAAACUUGUUUUUUUCUUUUUCCCCAUGGCCUACGUGAAUAUGACAAUCAGAAAAUCUUGUCUUUUUAUUUAUUUUGUUUUUUAAAAUAUGUAUUUGUAGGUGAUAUAUGUCUGCACACAUAAAUAUCUACCUUUUCUGGUUCAUGUGAUGCAUAAAUGACAUUUUAAGUAUACUCAUGAAUCUAUCUUUUUUGGUUUGUUUAAAUUACUAUUUUAGUUUUAUGGAGUACCGUGAGAGAAAUAAUAGUCAAAAUAAAAGCUACAUUUUCUAUAAUAUUCUUCCUUAAAACAUCUUAGGAUUCCUGAUUCUAAAAAAAGAACAGCAAUGUAAUUUUGUUUAGUCACAAAGGACUUUUUUUCCUUCUUUGUCCGUAUUACAAGUUGAAUCUAGGGCUUGAGGAAUGCCAGGCAAGUGAUCUACCAUGAGCUACAUGCUCAGCCCUGUUUUGUUUAGUCAUAAAGAUCAGACUGAGCAUUUAGAAUAAUGAGAAGAGGACCAUAGAUGUCAUCUCAUGUAAAAAGAAUGGCGGGGAAACCCUCAGUUACUUUUAGCGUAUGUGUCAGUGUGACCUGGACAUCGCACAGCGACAUACGCUUUGGGCGUUAGAAAGUGGCCAGAGAGUGAGAGAAAAAGUGAUGAGGGUGGACAGUUCCAGCAGAAAUAGUAAGUAUUCAGAGCCAGGGAGAGAAUGCCUUUUACAGACCAAAAGCAAAAGCAAUCAAAUCUGAAAAUUAACAGUGAAAGUCAAAGGCUUUCCCAACAGGUCCAAGCUGAGGCUGAGAGCAAAGAGAACCCAGGAGAGCAGUCCGGAGGUUGAGAGCAGAACCCACAUUGUGCGGCUUAGCCUGCAAGUAGCUCAAAAAUACCAUCAUCCCCUCUGUUCACAGCACAGACUCAGCAUAGUCUCGCCUGUGAUUUGUAUCUAAAACAAAACACUGGAGAUGCCGGGACACAAGAGUGCCUCAGAGGAUUCUGGAAUAGACCUCAGAAAGCACAGAAUGACAAACGCAUUUUAAAGUAACAGCACUGCUUUGUUUGUUUGUUUUGUUUUGUUUUGUUUUGGUUUUGUUUUGUUUUUAAAUUUUAUUUAAAAGGAAAAAGAGAAAAAACAAAACAAAACAAAGCAGUGUAAGGGUACAAGUAAUACAGAACUACAAAAAAAAAAAAAAAAAAAAACAGUAAGAAAUCACCAGUUAAUAGAUUACACAUUAUCAUCUUAGAGAUAGUUGCUCAAGUCCCAGUAUCAAAGCAUACAAAAUGGACAUUCAAACAGUGAGACUGUAAACAGUUGUGUUCAAUGAUCCAACUGAAAACAUUAAUAUGCUCAGCUAUUUAACACCCCUAAACACACUUGCUGUUGUAUCUUUUAGAGCAUUUUUUUUUCCUUCUCUUUUU